Molecule: messenger RNA, 1082 nt
Organism: Lolium rigidum
Lineage: Eukaryota; Viridiplantae; Streptophyta; Magnoliopsida; Poales; Poaceae
Exons: 4
Coding region: 192-566 (124 amino acids)
Source: RefSeq, a predicted model, not a curated record
GACCGCGCCUCUCCUCUGAUGGCCAUCGCAUCUCCCCCACGCCCUCCCUGGCUCGCGAUCCCCUCCUUGCUCCUCUCUGCCAUCCACUUGCUGUGUGGCGGUUGGUGGUAGGGGCAGCCCUUGUCUCGUGGGAGGUGGGCACAUAGAGGCAGUAGGGGACGGGUCUCUAUGGCUCCAUUCGUGGAUGCUCCAUGUUUGUUAAUUUCUGGAUCAACUAUUUAGAUCUGACUCUCAAAAGGAUGCGGUUCAGCCUGCUGCAAUAUGGUAUUUUUGGAAGGUCUGAUACAACAGCAAGUGGAGAUUCUCCCAGAGAAUGGAUACUUGAGAUUUCUCUGUUCUUUUUGUUAGGAUACAUGAUCAGGUUACGAUCGGUUUGGCAGCAUAUGUUUAUGUUAACAAAAUGGAUACUUCUUGUCAUGCCGAUGAAUUGUCAUGUGAGGCUGAAGUUGCAGAGGAUAAAUAGGGGACACGAUUUUUAUCCAGCAUUCAACAACCUCCAGGUAUUGGCAGCGGCUGCUAUUUUUUGGUAUGCAUUUCACCUCAGAGGGAAAAAUCUGUGGGGGUAGAGGGCUAUAACAUUUCACAAGUAUUGCAAUGGCACUUAACGAGUUUGUUCUGGUUAGUAGUUUCAAGCUUGUCAGUGUACUUUUUAUUCCGAAUUUGUGAGAUUGAUUCCCUGCCAAAUCUUAUUACGACAUCCAGUGUGUCCAUAAAGAUUUCUUUACCACAUCCAUCAAGCAUUCUAAAACCAUGAGGGAGGAUGCACCAUUUCUCCUUAUUUUGAUAUGUUGACACUUUUCAAUCACCUUCAUGCUUCAGUAGUAAUCUGACAGUGUCUUCAGUAGCACUGUAGUGGUCUGCACUUUCUUAACAGAAUUGAUUUUUUAUGAACCGGGCAGUUGAUGAUGGCAUCGUGCCACUUGAACAUUGUUAAAUCCUUACGGAUCUACAAAUAAUAAUGCUCCUACUGUUUUCUGAUUGUACUUCCUUUCCUACGAAUUCUAGAAGAUUGCUGCAAAUUGGUUGUGAAAGCCAAACUGCUAGGUUGCUCUCAUCCUAUAUUUGAAUUCUGGAUAUAUACA